Messenger RNA from Choloepus didactylus (southern two-toed sloth), 3112 nucleotides. RefSeq names its product Rieske Fe-S domain containing (gene RFESD). The transcript has 5 exons. The record is from RefSeq and is a predicted model, not a curated record. Gene Ontology annotation, molecular function: 2 iron, 2 sulfur cluster binding. The coding region runs from base 842 to 1315 and encodes 157 amino acids. Lineage: Eukaryota; Metazoa; Chordata; Mammalia; Pilosa; Megalonychidae.
GGCCCCUAGCAGCGGGGGUUGUCGGGUGUUGUGUGCCCUUUGCUCACGGGCCCGCCGAGCACUACUGCUGUCCAAGGUCUCGGUUCUGCAGUCGUUAAUGUUUAAUUCGUUAAUGUUUAACCUCCCAGGGCAGGUUCCGCUCGUCACUGCGUGGCCCACCAAUCUUGUUCACUUUUAACAAGAAUCCGGUCUCCGCCCUGCACCUGUCGCCUCAGGGUGGCAGGCGGAGGGGUUUAAUAAGCUUUCCUGGCAUUGCUACACUAUAAAAUAUAAAAACCGCUCCAGAAUUUCUGCAGUCCCUUCCUUCCUAGAUAUUCAUCUCCUCAAGUCUGCAAUCGGGAGACUCCACAGCACUGAACAGCCACGCUCAGGCUGUUUUGGUGGUUCCUGGACCUGUGAGCACUCGCUCAGUCCAAGAACUGCAAACCGUGUUUACUAAAAGGUUAAAUACAGCCUGGACGGAAAAACGGUCGGAACUGGAAGAAUCUUAUAGAUGACAGCUGACGUUAUUUGCGCGUUUCCCACCGUCAGGCCCUGCUCUAAACCCUUGUGUAUUAAAGCUUUUAUUCUUCGUCACACCCCUCUAUGUGGCAGGUACUAUCCUUCUGCCUUUCUUACAAACCAGGAAACUCGCACAGAGAGAGGAAGCAACUUAACCGGAAUCGCGCUGCUAGUAAGAUGCGUAGUCAGGACUCAAACCUGCGCCCGGCUCACCUGAACACGGAUCGCUGAUGUCACCAGCUAAAAGCAAGGGCGUCACCCUACAGCUUUGCAUUCUGAUAAUGUGCAGACCAAGUCCCCAGAAGUAGGAAAGUACCUUAGUGCUAAGAGGAGUAACAACAUGGAUCUUAAUGACCCUGUACAAAAUCCUGAAAAGAAGGAAUAUUCUUCUGUCUGUGUUGGCAGAGUAGAUGACAUUAAAAAAUCUGAAAGAAUGGCAGCUGUUGUGCACAAUAGGGAAGUGGUCAUUUUCUACCAUAAAGGAGAAUAUCAUGCUAUGGAUAUUCGCUGUUACCAUUCAGGAGGACCUUUACAUUUAGGAGAAAUAGAGGAUUUUGAUGGACGAUCUUGUAUUGUUUGUCCCUGGCAUAGAUACAAAAUUACUUUGGCAACAGGAGAAGGACUCUAUCAGUCUAUAAACCCUAAAGAUCCAUCAGCAAAACCCAAGUGGUGCUCCAAAGGAAUAAAACAAAGGAUUCAUACAGUGACAGUGGACAAUGGAAAUAUUUAUGUGACUCUUUCUAAUGAACCUUUUAAGUGUGACUCUGAUUUCUAUGCCACUGGAGACUUCAAAGUAAUUCAGAGUUCUUUCUGAUAAAAAAUACAUGACAAUGAAAAAAUUGUGUCUGCUUUGAAACUUUUUAGAAUAACUAUGCUUCAAUACCAAAGAUAAUGAUUUUUUCCAACAUAAAUACAAUUAUUAUUUAUCUUUAAAAAUCAUAUAAAUCUAAGGAGUUUAUAUCCAUAUGUAUUUAGUAUGAUAUAAGGGUUAUCAUCAGGAUCUAUAGAAUUUAUUUCUUCAGAUCCUCUGCAUUGAUUGGAACCUGAAGGAAUGUUCAGUUUAAGAAGAAAGAAAAUAAUUUGGAAAGGAAAUUCAAGAAGAAAGAAAAUAAUUGGACUAUACACAAUGAAUAAAAGGUAAAAGGCAAGAUCUAGUAGGAAAAAUUUCUAAAUUAUCUGGGAAGAAUCCUUAUUUUGUAUAGCAUAUUCUAUUCUGGAAAAUUUUUAAAAUAUACAAAGUAAACAGUAUAGUAUAAUUACCCCCAUGUACACAUCACACAGCUUUAACAAUUAUCAGCAUUGUUCCAUUUUUGUUUCAUUGUUACCUCCAUACAUUCUUCACUUCCUCUAUUUGAUUAUUUUUAGUUUUUUUAAAGGUGAACUAUAAAUACGUUGAAAUGCUCUAAUCUUAAUUGUGUAAUUUUUACUUAUAGCAGACUUUGAAACUGAAAAGUUCCCUCUAAAAAUGGGAUCAAUUUAUAUGCUGCAGUUAAAAAUUAAAAACUUACCAAGGCAAAAAGCCAAGUAGACCUUGGCUCAGUUUCUCUUCAGUGAAGGGAGACAGGAACCCACACACAGCUGCUGCCAAACCAUGAGAGCCAAAGUGCUUUAAAUGCAUGUGUGCACAACUAAACAUUUCACGUAAAUGUUAGAGAGAGAUGAGAUCUAGGGUUUUGUUUUCUCAGGGCCCCUUCUGCUGAGUUCACAGGCAGUGUUGAUGACCCUGGUUUUACCAUGCCUGUUAUUUAUGGCCAGUGCUGUUCUGGUUGCCUGGUGCCCACACCAUACUAGAUAAAUAUUCAGAAUGACACUCUGAGUACUGGUCAUGUGGUACUCAACAGCACAGUAGAAUAAGAGCUGAGGAGUAAGUGGGACCAGAAAGGUCUGGGGUAAAUAUUAUGACUCCAGAGUGGAGGUGGGCUGUUAAGAUUGAAAUUUACUCUUAAAGCAUGGUAAUUUUAGUGGGACACAGGAUUGAAUUAAGGCUCCAAACCUGAUACUUGAUCAUUCUGAGGGGCCCACCUGGAAUCUUUCCCUUGGUUAUUGUAAAAGCAGUAAGUGAAUAAGGUAUGCAUUAGUUAAGACUUUGCUUAACCAAUUGUUACAUCUCAUUACAAUUCCUUUUCUGUUGACAUAUGAGUAGCAUGAGGGAUUGCAACAUGUGCUACUCAUUUCUCAGACUACUAUAUACUAUUAUUCUCAGUAUAAAUACUGUUUAUGGCAGCAGCUGCUCACUAGGUACAGAAAAUAUACCAUCCUGGGAUCUCAGGGGCUAACCCUUCAGUGACGGUCAGGUCUUAACAUAUCUUCAUAAUUUAAAGUGCAUAGAAGAAACCAUAGGACCUCCUCCAGCAAAAACUGUGGUCCUAGUUUGCAGAGCCAUGCAUUUCUCAGGAUCCAGUGGCAACAAUGCAUAAUAUGGACUGGAUUUCUGGUCCUAAAUUGAUUUCUCUAAAUCUGGAAAUAAAAAAUGUCAUGUCUUGUCCUUGUAAACAAAAAUCUUCUAAUCAGAUUUGUACAUAGUAUUUUUUCCAUGCAUGUCUUUAUUACUCAUCUAACUACACACUGGAUAAACGGGUGUCAGUCACAAGGUUUUUACAAUCACACAGUC